AUGUCUGUCUCGAAUACCCCCUUCGCUGAUCCGCUUUGGCUUAAUCGCCAAAGCAGUCCGUACUACAAAGAAUCGCAUCGUCGGCUGCAACGAGAAGUUCGCGAAUAUGUUGACAACAGCAUAACUCCUUUUUGUGAAGAUUGGGAGAAAGCAGGCUCCAUCCCCCCGAGGUUCAUUCAAACCAAACAUGCCGAGCUAGGAUACACAGCAGUCGCGUCAUUCCCAUUGGCAGCGCAGUAUCUCCACGGCCAACGACUCCCAGGCGAUAUCAACCCUCUAGAAUGGGAUGGUUUCCAUGAUUUAAUUGUCAUUGAUGAACUGGCUCGCUGUGGCUAUCUCGGUAUAGUUUGGGGACUUGGAUGUGGAAAUUCUAUUGGUGGUCCUCCUGUCAUUCAAUUUGGCUCUGAGGAACAAAAGUGCCGGUUUCUUCCAGAAAUGCUCAAGGGAAAGAUCAGAUUCUGCUUGGGGGUUACUGAGCCGGAUGCGGGCUCUGAUGUUGCCGGGAUCACUACUACCGCCGAGCGGAAAGGAGAUGUCUAUAUUGUGAAUGGUGCGAAGAAGUGGAUUACCAAUGGCAUGUGGGCGGACUAUUGCACGGCUGCUGUCCGGACAGGCGAGCGGCCUCAGGACAUCUCGGCACUUAUAAUCCCUCUCAAGGUUCCCGGAGUUACAUGCAAGAGAAUUCAUAAUUCAGGGGUUCAUGCAAGUGGUUCAACAUAUAUCGAACUAGAUCAAGUCGAGGUCCCUGUAGCAAACCUACUCGGAGAGGAAAAUAAGGGAUUUCCUGUGAUCAUGAACAACUUCAACCACGAGCGGCUUUGGCUUGCAUGCACCUCGCUUCGCAUGGCUCGCGUUUGUGCAGAGGACGCAUACCAACAUGCCAUCACCCGAGAGACAUUUGGUAAGAAGUUGAUCGAGAACCAGGUCAUUCGUUCGAAGUUUUCUGCGAUGGCCCGGAGCCUAGACUCUGCCUACGCAUGGAUGGAACAACUGGUUUAUAUGCAUCAAGACACAAAGGAGAACGGAACUGAUGCUGGAAUGGGGGGUUUGUUCGCAAACCUCAAGGUACUUGCAGGGCGUACCCUAGAAAUGGUGAAUAGGGAGUCGCAGCAGGUCAUGGGAGGCCUUGGCUACUCUAAGAAUGGCCGCGGAGCUCGCAUUGAGCAGGUCAGCCGUGAUGUUAGGGUCAUGGUUGUUGGUGGAGGUAGUGAGGAAAUCCUUUCUGAGUUGGCUGUUAACCAAGAGAUUAAACAUAUGAAGAAGCAGAGCAAGCUUUAG
Messenger RNA from Penicillium cosmopolitanum, 1278 nucleotides. Its product is annotated as acyl-CoA dehydrogenase family protein. The transcript has 6 exons. Gene Ontology annotation, molecular function: acyl-CoA dehydrogenase activity; flavin adenine dinucleotide binding. The record is from RefSeq and is a predicted model, not a curated record. Bases 1 to 1278 code for a protein of 425 amino acids. NCBI's taxonomy places the organism in Eukaryota, Fungi, Ascomycota, Eurotiomycetes, Eurotiales, Aspergillaceae.